This is a messenger RNA of Gadus chalcogrammus (walleye pollock), 740 nucleotides long. RefSeq names its product saxitoxin and tetrodotoxin-binding protein 1-like. The transcript has 6 exons. The record is from RefSeq and is a predicted model, not a curated record. Lineage: Eukaryota; Metazoa; Chordata; Actinopteri; Gadiformes; Gadidae. The coding region runs from base 16 to 711 and encodes 231 amino acids.
AGAUCCAGAGGAGUCAUGGCUGCUGUGUUCGCUGUCCUUCUGUUGGGGCUGCUGGCCGCCGCCGCCGCCGCCGCCGCCGCCGCCCCCGCCGCCACCGCCCCGCCCGCCCCCAGCUGUGAUGAUGUCAUCACCCCGCUCCGCAGGGACCAAGCAGACAAGGCGUUGGGCUCCUGGGUUCUGGUAGGUGUCGUGACAGAUAGGAAGACGGGUCUGCCUCUGCCCGCCAGCUCCUUCAUGGAGCUCUCGCUGUCGGAGGACAACAGCUCCUUCACCUACAUCGAGAGGAGCGGGUUGGGCAAUGAGCCAUGUAACCGGUACCGCAUCAUGGGCAACAUUACGGACGACGCCAACCUCACUCUGAGGCUCCACACUCUGGUGAGUGAGCUGGGCGGCCCCCGGGGGUUCAUCGGACAGAUCACUCUGUUCCAGAGCUGUCCUUCCUGCCCUGAGGACCGGCUCACCUUCAACUACAGCGGCGUAGACAACCCCACAGACAGCAACUCCACCGCCGUCCAGUUCGUAAUGAACUACAGGAGGGAGGGGGAGCACCAGGACCUGGAGGCUCUGAAGGAGGUUCCUCUGAGCACCAGACAGCAGGCCGUGUGCCUCAACAUGACAGAAAUCACCGGGGAGUACAGCUACGACGGAGUCACAGAGUUGUGUCUCAGGAAGAAACCGACAACUGAAGAUCUAUUCUCUGCUCCGAGAUAAAUCAGAAAUAAAAUCUCUAUUCAAAGUGA